AUGCAAUACAAAAUUAAGACUUUUCGUAAAUAUAAUAUUGACAGAUCAGGUACAUUAUAAUAACAAUCAUAUUAGAUCUUUUUAAGAUUACUUAUCAAUCCCCUUAAGAGUUGAAACCAUCAACUUCUUGUGAAGUUAGACGCUAAUAAUAUAAUAAAAAAUUUACUACCGAAAUUGAAAAUGAAGAUGAUCCCCCAACCUAAAUAAUUGAUCUAUCCAAAUUACCAAAUGGAUAAUUUAAAGAUAGAAGUAAUAUAAAUAUAUAUAUAUCUAUUUUUCAGGAUACAUGCACACCGAUGAGACAUUCUUUGUUAAAAUGGGAGGUAAAAAUAGGGAUCUAAUUGCAGAAAAACUAAGAUCUAAAUAAACAGAUAGAUAGAGUCCAUUCAAAUUUAAAGGUACUUUUAAUAAAAUUGUUAAUUUAGUUAGAAAAUCCAUUUUUCAAUCAAAAUUUCAUCAAACAAACCCUUAAAUUACAAAAAAAUAGUUCUCCUAUUUCAUCUAAAACUAUUCGAACAUCACAAACUAAACUCUCAUUUCUCUAAAUAAUUGAUAUCAAACCAGUCACUAUUAAAGAAUAAUAAUUAAGAAGAGCCUCCUCAUUUACAUCGGCAAAACAAAAGUUAUUUAAGAUUCUAACUGAAAAAUCAUGA
Molecule: messenger RNA, 653 nt
Organism: Paramecium primaurelia
Lineage: Eukaryota; Ciliophora; Oligohymenophorea; Peniculida; Parameciidae
Source: the annotation of a GenBank genome assembly